Molecule: messenger RNA, 444 nt
Organism: Argentina anserina (silverweed cinquefoil)
Lineage: Eukaryota; Viridiplantae; Streptophyta; Magnoliopsida; Rosales; Rosaceae
Product: late embryogenesis abundant protein 2
Exons: 2
Coding region: 1-444 (147 amino acids)
Source: RefSeq, a predicted model, not a curated record
AUGGAGUCCCAAGGUCAGAGACAGAGCUUGAGAGGCCAAGCUCAGGAACCAAAUAGGCAGGACGUGAGCCCAGAGGCGAUGCGGAAAGCGGAAGAGGCGAAGAACAAGACCAACCAGAGUGCGCAACAAGCCAAGGAGAAAACAGAGUCUACAAUGAGCCAGGUGAAGGACAAGGCGGCGCAGGCGACAGAGGAGACAAGGAGGAAGACCCAAGACGCCGCAGAUAAGGCUAAAGAGACUGGCCAGGCCGGGAAAGAGAAGACGAGUGGGAUUCUCCACCAGACCGGAGAAACAAUGAAGAAUAUGGCACAAGGUGCGGCUGAUGCUGUGAAGAGCACUGUUGGGAUGGGUAAGAAAGAUGACCUAGACGAUCCUUAUAUGGAAACUACCACCACUACUAGGACUAAUACUGGAACUACAGGGGCUCCUGGGACAAGGAAGUAG